CAAACAGCAAUGUAAAAAAAAAAAAAACUCUUCGAAUCCAAAUUCAAUUGCCAUUCACAGUGGUCUUCCAGUGGCUGCCAUUAAGCAGAACCUAACAGCAUCCCUUGAGGUUCAAGAUGGAGAGGAUUGAAAAAAGAAAAAUGGACAGGUUUAGUGCCCUACCGGACUCCCUCAUCGGCCACAUUCUGUCCUUCCUCCCCACCAAAACCGCCGUUUCCACCAGCCUCCUCUCUCGCAGGUGGCGCUACCUCUGGCAGCAUCUCCAAGUCUUCAACUUCCAACUCGAGGAAGAGGAAGAGGAAGAGGAAGAGGACGAGCAAUACGACUGGUCCUUCAUGCACUUUUCUGCUUUCGUAAACGGAGUUCUUGCGCAGCGUAGGAAUCGAGACAUCCGCAAGUUCCGCCUCUCAAGCAGCUACACAGGUGAAGCCUCGUUCCAUGCACGUUCUUUCAAUUACUGGUCACUUGCUGCCAUUGGACCUCAACUCCAGGACCUUAAUCUUUCUUUGUAUGCUCCGUAUUUAAAGAAACACUUCGUGUGGUUUCCUUCUUCCAGCGUCCUACGUGGCAUCUUCAGUUGUACUUCUCUCAUUUCACUCACUUUGGAUGGUUUGAUAUGCGUCAAUAAGAUAUCGUCUGUUCAUUUGCCAGCCCUCAGGACUAUGAGACUCUCCAUGGAUACACCGUAUCCCUUAGACGUGAAGAUUUUUUCUGGCUGCCCGGUCCUUGAAGAUCUUUAUCUCCAGUUUAACCAAAUAAAUGCUCCCAAGAUAAUUUUUCCUAAUUCCUUGAAGAGGCUGGAAGUUCAUAAUCGCAAGUCAUCUACACGUAGAGAAGUUGAAGUUGAAAUAGAAGCUCCGGCACUUGAAUAUCUUACUUUCUUCUUAUAUAUUGGACUAAGCCAGUUGACUGUCAACAAUUUGCACAAUGUGAAAGUAGCAGAUCUUGAUCUCAGGGAAGACGAUCCUGAUUAUAUACAUAUGCUUCUAAAUGCACUCAACCGAAUAAAAAAGCUCCACUUGCAUAUUUCGAUAUUAGAGUGCAUACUUGGUGCCCCAGCUUUUGAUUUUCCGGAAUUCAGUUGUUUACUUCAUUUAGAGCUAAAAUGUUUCAAUCCGACUCUAAUCAUAAACCUGCUUUACAAGUGUCCUAUGCUUCAAGUUUUCAAGAUUUGUAAUUAUGAGCAGAUUUGGAUUGAGCCAACCGGCAAUUCUAGCAGCUGGACACCCCCUACUUGUGUUCCUGAUUGUCUUGCAUCACACUUGACAAAAAUUGAAUUCAAAGGAUAUAAAGGUUCUAAUGAUGAGCUGGGAUUCAUUGCCUAUAUCUUAAAAAGUGGGAUUGUUUUGCAAACAGUUACUGUUAAUCUUGAUUCGCUUAAGAAUGAAAAGGGCAAGAGCAAGAAAAAAUACAAUAUCACUAAAGAAUUGUGUGCCAUCCCAAGGGGAUCCAACAUGUGCCGAAUUGAAAUUAAAGACUAAGACAUAUUCCCUUCAGAUGCAAGUCGAGAGGCACAUCGUUGAGCGUCUGAAGCCCUCCUUACAAGCAAAGAACUAUCUUUUGGGCUGUUAUAUUUUGUUUUAGGUUAUGUAUAUAUGUAUAUAGAAUUUCUGCAUGUUAUAUUUUGUAUUUUGCCCUUUUAGAGGUUACUUUUGGAGAAACAGGUGUUUUAUUUAUUUUUUUGGGAAAAACUUUGGGUUAUGUAUAUAUAUGUAUAUUCUGGCUGACCUUAGCUUCACAAUUCACAGGUCGAGUUUAGAGCUUAAUAUCUGUGUUUUGAAAUUCUGAUUUGUAUAUUAUGUUUUUAGCCUUCUUUUGAUCUCA
Arachis ipaensis is the source of this 1824-nucleotide messenger RNA. RefSeq names its product FBD-associated F-box protein At4g10400-like. NCBI's taxonomy places the organism in Eukaryota, Viridiplantae, Streptophyta, Magnoliopsida, Fabales, Fabaceae. The record is from RefSeq and is a predicted model, not a curated record. Gene Ontology annotation, molecular function: protein binding.